Planococcus citri (citrus mealybug) is the source of this 1896-nucleotide messenger RNA. RefSeq lists its product as uncharacterized. The transcript is spliced from 4 exons. NCBI's taxonomy places the organism in Eukaryota, Metazoa, Arthropoda, Insecta, Hemiptera, Pseudococcidae. The record is from RefSeq and is a predicted model, not a curated record. The coding region runs from base 290 to 1465 and encodes 391 amino acids.
UCGACGUGAAUACCUAGCGCGAGUAAACAAUUAUCAAAAAUGUCGCGGUGAUUUCGUUAACAUCGAGUGAGUAAUUUUUAACCUCACGAUGAGCUGAAUAAUACAUCGUCGAAUGCUAAUCUUCGCCCAUAAAGAUGUAAUUGGUUAUUCCGAUGGGCGACAUAUCCUCAUUAUGAACAUAUCGAUAGUGAAGAUAUAUCUAAGUACGUAAUGAACACUUCUUACACGGUCUGCAAUCGCUGAUAACAGAUGUGCUGCGAACCUCAGUAAAACUCAUUUGAUAACCUAUAUGAAAAAAUUAAAUCGAAUUUUUUCAGGUAUCGUAUGCAACAUAUCACUGAUGACUAAUAAUUUACUCGUUAACGGUUAUAAUUGUUUGUACUACACGACCAAUCAAAUACGUUCGGUUCAUUGUAAACAUAGUGAGUUUGAUGAUGUGCCUCAAGACUUAGAUAUUAGAAUUGAGGAAAUAAUUUUCGAGAACAACACAUUCGUACAAAUGAGCGAGAAAUCAUUCAUAAAAUACAGUAAUUUAACCAUGAUCAAGAUAAGAAAUACGAAAUACUUGAACAAAGUGAAUCCUAUACACAAGAACGUCUUCAGAGAGCUACACAAACUGAUUUUUCUAUCAAUCGAGAAUACUUUCACGGAAUUCGACGCUUCUUUCACGUUACCUCGAAGUUUGAAGAAAUUAUCCUUAAGUGAAAAUAUUUUUUUAGAAAGUGUCGACUUAAGAAGCGCUACUUCGUUGAGCGAUUUUUACGCUUUCGACUGUUCUCUGCGUUCGUUUCCUCAGUUUAAUAUACUAGCUCCUUUGACCACCGUAGACGUAAGAUGGAACCCUAUGGAUAACUGGACAGCCGAAAGUCUAGCGCCAUUUUGCUUAUUACGAAACUUAAGCGUUGAAUGGGGCGAUAAAGCUGCCAGAUUAACAGAACCUAAGCGUUAUUGUCAAUGCUUAAGGUUAGAGAACUGGAUCAAAACGUAUAAAAUAACCGUCCAAUAUUCCUUAAAUUGUACUCCUCCAGCUAACACCCAAGAUACUAGUGAUAAUUGCAGUACGAUAUACUCGAAAGAAACGCUGCAACAACGAAAAGAAUGUUUAGAACGAUAUGCGGAAUCGGAGGACCAUCCUUGGGCAUUCGUAUUACUCGCUACGUUUUUCACCAUACCUGUCUCGGCCGUAGGAUUUUAUCAAUUGCGAAUGCAGAAAACCAACGUUCGAAAAAAAAGAGCUGCCGAACAUUCGUCUGAAAAGAAAAAAGUAACAAAGAAGGAUAAUAAAUCCACUACAAGAGGACCUGAAAAAUCUGAGCGUGGUGGAGAAGCAGAGCCAAAGUCGAGAAAAGAAGAACAAGAAGAAAAAGAGAAACACGAUAAGGAAAAACAUGGCGACAAGAAACAUCACCAUCAUGAGGAAGAAGAAGAGGAAGAACUAGAAGAAGAGCACGAUGAAGAUGAAUAAAAAAGGACACUUUUGGGAGAUAAAAUCUGAAGAAGUUCGCUUUGUAUCUUCGGUAACUUCGCGAGAUAAGUUCGCGUUUCCGAAUAAUAAUAAUAACCAGUCAUCUUAUCAUUAUUUUUUAAAGGUGUAAAAGGAGAAGAAUUCUUUUUGAAUGAGAAUAUUACCAACGUAGCUGGUCGUUAAUUUACCAUUUUAGCUUGUUGUAGGGUUUAUAGAGUUACUCAGCAUGGUGUAAUUUUUUUUAAAAAAACGAAUUGUUAAUUUUAUUUCCAUUUUUUGAUUCGCUCUGUUGAUAAUGUCGUUCUAUGUCGUGGUAUUAUUGGUGAAGUUGAUUUUUCGACGAAUUUAGAAAUCGAUAUAAUAGGUAUAGGUAUUUCUAUACCUACUUCGUAACUACCUACUCGUAUUUGUGUGUAAAUAAAAAUAAUGCU